This is a messenger RNA of Polistes dominula (European paper wasp), 1410 nucleotides long. RefSeq names its product secretin receptor. The record is from RefSeq and is a predicted model, not a curated record. NCBI's taxonomy places the organism in Eukaryota, Metazoa, Arthropoda, Insecta, Hymenoptera, Vespidae. Gene Ontology annotation, biological process: adenylate cyclase-modulating G protein-coupled receptor signaling pathway; cell surface receptor signaling pathway. Gene Ontology annotation, cellular component: plasma membrane. Gene Ontology annotation, molecular function: G protein-coupled peptide receptor activity; peptide hormone binding.
AUGGAUAUACCAAAGAUUCAUCAAAUAAACGCAAUGGCAAAAGAAACGUUGGAAAGAUUUUUGACCGAACAAAAGGACAUUUGUGAAAGAUUCUUUCAAAAUGGUAGUAGUCAAAACGAAGAAGAAAUGGUGAUGAAAAUUGGUACAGAAAUUUCCCAAUGUCCAUCAACCUUUGACGAAUUAUUAUGUUGGCCACGUAAAAUAGCUUCCAAAAGUACAACCCUACUUCCAUGUCCACCCAGAUUAAUUUUUGGAACGACUUACGAUUUAUUUUCAUCGUUUACACAACCAAUUAAAGAAUCUACAGAAAAGUUUAGCAAUGAAUCGAAUAUCUUGAAAAAAUUCAAUGGUUCAUCGUUGGCAAGUAAAUUUUGUUUGGCAGAUGGUCAAAGAUAUAAAAAUGAUCAAAGUAUUGCUUGGAGUAAUUAUACUUUGUGCAUAAGUACGAAUAAUUUGGGUACUGCGUAUCUUUGGAAAUAUGAAAAAUUGGAAAACAGUUCUUUACUGGGUAAAUGGUUACCAAUAAUCAAAACCGUGUCACAAAUUGGAUAUGCAUCGUCAUUUACAACAUUGUUAAUUGCUAUGACAAUUUUCACUAUACUCAGAAGGCUUAGAAAUCCAAGAAACAGAUUACACAUGCAUUUAUUCACAUCUUUCAUCAUGAGAGCAUUUAUGGCACUUUUUAAGGAAUGGGUUUUCGUUGAUGGUAUAGGAUUGGCAUGGGAUGUUAUAUUGGUUGAUGGUGAUCGUGUUUUUAUCAAAGAACGAAACACAUGGGCAUGUAAAAUUAUAACAAGUAUUUGGCAAUAUUUUAUAGUUGCCAAUUAUGCAUGGAUACUGAUGGAAGGAUUAUAUCUUUACAAUUUAAUAUUUAUGGCACUUUGUAUCGAUAAUACUGCGAUUACUUCUUACAUUAUUUUAGGAUGGGGAUUACCAGGAUUGGUAGUAAUACCAUGGAUAAUAAUUCGUGCAACUGUUGAGGAUACACUUUGCUGGACCACUCACCAUAAUCCUUCAUUUUUUCUUAUUGUCAGGAUACCCAUAGUGAUAUCAAUCUUAUUCAAUUUUUUACUAUUCUUAAACAUCGUUCGAGUACUUUUUGUAAAAUUGAAAACGUCGGUUCACAUGCAACACAAAAAAAUGCAGUACAGAAGAUGGGCCAAAUCAACGUUAAUUUUGGUACCCUUAUUUGGCGCACAUUAUACAUUAUUUUUGGGACUUUCUUAUCACAAGGAUAAUCAUAUUGAAUUGAUUUGGUUAUUUUGUGAUCAACUAUUCGCAUCUUUUCAGGGAGCAUUCGUAGCUUUGUUGUAUUGUUUAUUAAACGGUGAAGUAAGAGCAGAAAUUUUACGUGCAUGGAAAGCAAGACGUUCGAAAAAGGAUUCAUUAACACCUAUUAAUCUAUUAUAA